AUGGAGGUCCUGAAGGAGAAAGUGGAGGAGGAGGAGGCCGCAGAGCGGGAGGAGGCAGAGGAGCGUGCUAAGAUGGAGAAAACGAUGAGGCCCGCGGAGGUGCGGGAGGAAGCCAGCCUGACGCAGGAGAUGCUCAGAGACCUGGGGAAGGAUCUGUCGGAGAUUGAGGUCCCCAUCCCAGAAGAGCCCCCGAUUUUAACUAAGGACAUCAUUGACAUCUCCUCCCUGCCACCUUCCUACAAAACCAACUCGCUCAAAGAGGAGCACCUGCUGCAGGUGGCGGACAACUUCUCCCGUCAGUACAGCCACCUGUGCCCGGACCGCGUGCCUCUCUUCUUGUACCCACUGAAUGAGUGCGACGUGCCGAAGUUUGUGAGCACCACCGUCCGGCCCACGCUGAUGCCCUACCCUGACCUCUACAACUGGGACAGCUGUGCCCAGUUUGUCUCUGACUUCCUCACCAUGGUGCCUCUGCCUGACCCCCUCAAGCCGCCCUCGCACCUGUACUCCUCCACCACGGUGCUCAGGUACCAGAAGGGGAACUGCUUCGACUUCAGCACGCUGCUGUGUUCCAUGCUCAUUGGCUCGGGCUAUGACGCCUACUGCGUCAACGGCUAUGGCUCACUGAAGCUGUGCCACAUGGACCUGACGCGGGAGGUGUGCCCACUCACCAUGAAGGCCAAGGAGUUGGUCAAGAAGGAGGAAAAGGCACCACUUAAGAAAUAUGCCAUCAAACCACCCAGGGACCUGACCAGCAGGUUUGAGCGUGAACAGGAAAGCAAGAGGCAGGCGGAUCUGAAAGCCCAGGAGGAGAAGCGACUCCGGGAGGAGGAGGAGCGCAUUUUGGAGGCAGAGAAGGGGAAACCUGACCCCCUGCAUGGCUUGCGGGUGCACUCCUGGGUCCUGGUGCUAUCUGGGAAGCGUGAAGUGCCCGAGAGCUUCUUCAUUGACCCGUUCACAGGCCUCAGUUACAGCACUCAGAACGACCACUUCCUAGGCAUUGAGAGCCUCUGGAACCACAAGAACUACUGGAUCAACAUGCAGGACUGCUGGAACUGCUGCAAGGACUUGGUCUUUGACCUGGGAGACCCUGUGAGAUGGGAGUUCAUGCUGCAGGGGACAGACAAGCCUUACUUGUCCUUGACUGAGGAAGAAGAUGAAGGACUGAACGAUGAUGAUGAUGUGGAAGAACUGGGCAAGGAGGAUGAGGACAAGAGCUUUGACAUGCCGGCCUCAUGGGUGAUGGAGAUCCACAUCUCCCCAGAAGCAUUCGAGACCCGCUGCCCAAAUGGGAAGAAGGUGAUACAGUACAAGAGGGCCCAGCUGGAGAAGUGGGCCCCGUACCUCAACAACAACGGCCUCAUGUGCCGCCUCACCACCUACCAGGACCUGGAGUGUACCAAGAUUCUGGAGAUAAAGGAGUGGUACCAGAACCGGGAGGACAUGCUGGAGCUGAAGCACAUAAACAAGACCACAGGCCUGAAUGUCGACUACUUCAAGCCAGGCCACUCCCAGGCUCUGCGCAUGCACUCAUACAAGUCCAUGCAGCCUGAGAUGGACCGCAUCAUGGAGUUCUACGAAAUGGCCCGUGUGGAUGGCCUCGUAAAGCGGGAGGAGACGCCCAAGACUAUGACAGAAUACUAUCAAGGACGCUCGGACUUCCUCUCCUACCGCCACAUCAACUUUGGAGACAGGGUCAAGAAGCCUGCUCCAUACAAUACAGAGUCAAACCCACGGCCCAUGGUGAAAAUCACGGAGCAGUUCAACCGCAAUCGCGCGAAGCCCGCGGACGAGGACGUGGCCGAGCGCGUGUUUCUGAUCCCUGAGGAGCGCAUCCAGCUGCGCUACCACUGCCGGGACGACCACAUCACGGCAAACAAACGCGAGUUCCUGCGGCGCACGGAGGUGGACAGCAAGGGUAACAAGAUCAUCAUGACGCCGGACAUGUGCAUCAGCUUCGAGGUGGAGCCCAUGGAGCACACCAAGAAGCUUCUAUACCAGUAUGAGGCCAUGAUGCACCUGAAGAAUGAGGAGAAGCUGUCCCGACAUCAGGCUUGGGAGUCGGAGCUGGAGGUGCUGGAGAUCCUGAAGCUUCGGGAGGAGGAGGAGGAGGCGCACACACUGGCCAUCUCCAUUUAUGACACCAAGCGCAAUGAGAAGAGCAAGGAGUAUCGGGAGGCCAUGGAGCGGGUGAUGCAUGAGGAGCACCUGCGGCAGGUGGAGGCCCAGCUGGACUACCUGGCUCCAUUCCUGGCUCAGCUCCCCCCGGGUGAGAAGCUGACUCGCUGGCAGGCAAUGCGCAUCAAGGACGAGUGUCUCAGUGACUUCAAGCAGCGGCUCAUUGACAAGGCCAACCUUAUCCAGGCCCGCUUUGAGAGGGAAACUCAGGAGCUGCAGAAGAAGCAGCAAUGGUACCAGGAGAACCAGGUGACCUUGUCGCCUGAGGACGAAGACUUGUACCUGAGCUACUGUUCUCAGGCCAUGUUCCGUAUCCGUAUUCUGGAACAGAGGCUCAACCGGCACAAGGAGCUUGCUCCGCUGAAGUACCUGGCACUGGAGGAAAAGCUCUGCAAGGACCCACGCCUGGUGGAGCUGGUGAAAGUCUUUGUUUGA
Molecule: messenger RNA, 2613 nt
Organism: Castor canadensis (American beaver)
Lineage: Eukaryota; Metazoa; Chordata; Mammalia; Rodentia; Castoridae
Gene: Drc7
Product: dynein regulatory complex subunit 7
Biological process (GO): flagellated sperm motility
Cellular component (GO): motile cilium
Source: RefSeq, a predicted model, not a curated record